AUGUACGACAACGGUGCAUAUAGCGAGACAGGCGAAGGAGCGUACGACGAUCCCGAGAAGGAGACACUCUCAGGGGAGUCGAUGCAGCACACUGAUCCCGAAACGCCCGCCGUCAGUACUCGUCACUUUGGACCUGUUCCGGCAGGCCGGAUUUUGCGUCGACACAAGACGAAGAAGACAGUGCAGCUCACUAACGGUAAUUUGGUAGUGGACCUAGAAGUACCGCCGAAGCUACUGCUGCCUUACAAAGGAGGUCCAGAGAUGACGAAGAUGAGGUACACGGCGGUGACCUGUGAUCCUGAUGAGUUUGAGCAUAAAGGCUUCUUUCUGAGACAGAAUGAGAUGGGACGGACUACGGAACUGUUCAUUGUAAUCACAAUGUUUAAUGAGGACGAAGUCCUCUUCUGUAGGACACUUUACGGGGUCAUGCAGAACAUCUCCCACCUCUGUUCUAGAAAGAACUCUCGGACAUGGGGUCCGGAUGCCUGGAAAAAGGUCGUAGUGUGCAUUGUUGCGGAUGGUCGGAAGAGGGUCCAUCCACGGGUUCUAGACUGUCUGACGUUGCUGGGAGUGUUUCAGCCUGGAGACCAUAUGAAGAAUAUGGUCAACAGGAAGGAUGUCACGGCUCAUUUGUUCGAAUACACGACCUCCUUCGCGCUUGAUCCGAACCUGCACUUCAGAUAUCCCGAUAAAGGCAUCGUCCCGACUCAGAUAAUCUUUUGUAUGAAAGAGAAGAACCAGAAGAAAAUCAACAGCCAUCGGUGGUUCUUCAACGCGUUUGCGCCUAUGUUACAACCGAACGUGUGCGUUCUCCUUGACGUCGGCACUCGACCCGCACACAAGAGCAUAUACUACCUGUGGAAGGCGUUCGACAUAAACUCGAAUGUCGCCGGGGCAUGUGGGGAAGUCGCCGCCUAUAAGGGCAGGGGAUGGUCCGCGCUGCUGAACCCGCUUGUUGCGGCGCAGAACUUUGAAUACAAGAUGGCCAACAUCCUGGACAAGCCUAUGGAGUCUAUCUUUGGGUACAUCAGCGUGCUGCCUGGAGCGUUCUCAGCCUACCGCUAUAUAGCACUGCAGAAUGACAAGCAGGGAAAAGGCCCUCUGGCAUCGUACUUCAAAGGAGAGGUGCUGCGCGGCCAAGAUGCGGACAUAUUUACCUCCAACAUGUAUCUCGCUGAGGAUCGCAUUCUUUGCUUCGAAUUGGUCGCGAAGGCAAACUCGAAUUGGAUUCUCAGAUACGUGAAGAGUGCGCGAGCAGAGACCGACGUACCGGAGGCGCUUCCGGAAUUUAUCAUGCAGAGACGGCGCUGGCUCAACGGGUCGUUCUUUGCCGCUACCUACGCCAUCGCUCAUCUCGGUCAGAUCCUACAGUCGGGCCACAGCUUCGGCCGGAAAGUUGCGCUCGUGAUGGAAACGAUUUACAAUAUCAUCAACCUCGUUGCGGCAUGGUUUUCUAUUGGAAACUUCUAUAUAUUCUUUAUCAUCUUGACUUCCUCCGUCGAAAAUGCGUUGUUCGGUGUAACAUGGAUCAGAUCCCUCAACGCUGUCUUGCAGUUCAUCACGGGUAGCAUCGUCGUGGCAUGUUUCCUCUUCUCGAUGGGCAACAAACCUAGAACGGCAAAGUGGAAGUACCAGGCGUCGGCAAUUCUGCUAGCGCUGAUGAUGGUCUAUUUGAUCUUUUGCUCUGUCCUUUGCGCCAUCAGGGCCGCUACCGUCGGUGGCGCAUCGUAUUCGACGAUGGUGUUCAGCAUCAUCAUCACCUACGGUGUCUAUGUCUUCUCGAGCAUUCUUGCUCUUGACCCAUGGCAUAUACUUACCAGUUUCAUACCAUACCUGCUCCUGUCCCCGACAUAUAUGAACAUUCUUAGCGUCUACGCCUUCUCAAACUUGGAUGAUAUCUCGUGGGGCACCAAGCAAGAUGCCGAUGUAGAAUCGGAUCUCGGCGCAGUCAUACAGAACAGCGACUCGCAAGUAGAUGUCGAAGUGCUCACGGACGAUGCAGACGUGAACGGCAUGUACGAGGAAGCGCUUCAGAACCUCAAGUUCAAAAAGCCCGUGCCGAAGAAUACAACCCCGCCAAGCGUGGCGGAGCAGGAGCAAGCCGCAAAGGACUACUACGCUAACGUUCGCACGAAUGUCCUCCUGAGCUGGGUCCUGUCCAAUGCACUGUUGCUCGUGGCCAUCCUGGGCGGCGGAAACGCCGUGGACACGUUCAGCGACAACGGAUCGAUGAAUCGGACAAGGGUGUACUUGACGUUCAUCCUCGCCUUCGUUGCACUCUCUACUAUUGUCCGUUUCUGUGGCUCAAUGAUGUACCUCGUAGCAAGGCUCUUUACGGGCUGA
Messenger RNA from Laetiporus sulphureus 93-53, 2343 nucleotides. Its product is annotated as glycosyltransferase family 2 protein. The transcript has 20 exons. NCBI's taxonomy places the organism in Eukaryota, Fungi, Basidiomycota, Agaricomycetes, Polyporales, Laetiporaceae. Gene Ontology annotation, molecular function: chitin synthase activity. The record is from RefSeq and is a predicted model, not a curated record. Bases 1 to 2343 code for a protein of 780 amino acids. Gene Ontology annotation, cellular component: cell periphery; cell septum.